AUGAAGUGGGACACAGAGGGCAGGGAGAAGAUGGGCCGGGGGUCUCGCUAUCUGGAUUUCUUGGACAUCCUGCUGACCGCUCGUGACCCGGAUAGAGAGGGACUGACAGAUGACGAGAUCAGGGCUGAGGUGGACACUUUCCUAUUCGAAGGCCAUGACACGACAGCUAGUGGCAUCUCUUGGAGUCUGUACUGUCUCGCUAAACAUCCGGGACAUCAGGAUCGAGUCAGGGAAGAGGUGGACAUUGUUUUGACUGGAAAGGAUGAUGAAGAACUGACAUGGCAAGACGUCUCCAAACUGAAGUACUUGGCGAUGUGUGUGAAGGAAGCUAUGCGGCUCUAUCCUCCCGUUCCCAUAGUGUCACGUAGAACCACGCGAGAUUUCGACCUCAUGGGACAUCGUCUACCGGCGGGAGCGACCCUCAAUAUCAACACGUGGUGUCUUCACCACAACCGGGCUGUGUGGGGGGAGGAUUUCAUGGAGUACAAACCCGACAUGUUUUCAUCCGAGAACAUGAAGAAGAUGGACGCCUAUGCUUUCAUUCCAUUCUCUGCCGGACCUAGGAACUGUAUUGGCCAGAACUUUGCCCUGAAUGAAGAGAAGGUGGUGAUAGCCAGGAUACUACACAGGUAUAAGGUCGAGCUCGUUCCCGAUCAUCACGUGGCCCCAGUCCUAGAGCUCGUCACCAGGGCAGUCAAUGGCAUCAAGGUCAAAUUCAUCCCGAGGGGCUAGUGUGCACUACCCGUGAUAACAGUGGGGU
Molecule: messenger RNA, 760 nt
Organism: Branchiostoma floridae (Florida lancelet)
Lineage: Eukaryota; Metazoa; Chordata; Leptocardii; Amphioxiformes; Branchiostomatidae
Product: cytochrome P450 4F2-like
Exons: 7
Coding region: 1-732 (243 amino acids)
Molecular function (GO): monooxygenase activity; oxidoreductase activity, acting on paired donors, with incorporation or reduction of molecular oxygen; iron ion binding
Source: RefSeq, a predicted model, not a curated record